Messenger RNA from Mugil cephalus (flathead mullet), 2243 nucleotides. RefSeq names its product ddb1 and cul4 associated factor 7 (gene dcaf7). Gene Ontology annotation, molecular function: protein binding. The transcript has 7 exons. Gene Ontology annotation, cellular component: nucleus. The record is from RefSeq and is a predicted model, not a curated record. The coding region runs from base 231 to 1259 and encodes 342 amino acids. NCBI's taxonomy places the organism in Eukaryota, Metazoa, Chordata, Actinopteri, Mugiliformes, Mugilidae.
CGCUUUAUUCCGUUUGACUUGACGGUUUUUUUUUAGGUCUAAGGAGCAAUGCUACUCUUUGUUAAGUAAAGUCGUGAGAAAUCUUCCUCUAAAACGAGAUUUGCUUAAUUAAAUGGUAAUUAUCAAAAAGUCUAGUGACAUCUGUUCAUCCGAGUUAAAGUUUCUGGUUACACUUCGCUUGCUAGACUACUUAAUUCGUAGUUAGCUACCGCUAGCUGCUGCUCGGGAGGAUGUCGCUUCACGGCAAAAGAAAAGAAAUCUACAAAUACGAGGCGCCAUGGACGGUGUAUGCCAUGAACUGGAGCGUCCGACCAGACAAACGUUUUCGCCUGGCACUUGGGAGCUUCGUAGAGGAAUAUAAUAACAAGGUUCAGCUGGUGGGUCUGGAAGAGGAGAGCUCAGAGUUUGUGUGCAGGAACACAUUUGACCACCCAUACCCCACCACCAAGAUCAUGUGGAUCCCAGACACCAAGGGAGUUUACCCGGACCUGCUGGCCACCAGUGGGGACUACCUGCGCAUCUGGAGGGUCAGUGACACAGAAACACGUCUUGAAUGUUUGCUGAAUAACAACAAAAACUCCGACUUCUGCGCUCCUCUCACCUCCUUCGACUGGAAUGAAGUUGAUCCCAAUCUGCUGGGCACUUCCAGUAUCGACACCACAUGCACUAUCUGGGGUUUGGAGACUGGUCAGGUGUUGGGACGAGUUAAUCUGGUGUCUGGACAUGUGAAGACUCAGCUGAUUGCUCAUGACAAAGAGGUGUAUGAUAUCGCAUUUAGCCGUGCAGGAGGUGGCAGAGAUAUGUUCGCCUCUGUGGGAGCCGAUGGAUCCGUCCGCAUGUUUGACCUCCGGCACCUGGAACACAGCACCAUCAUUUAUGAAGACCCUCAGCACCACCCACUCCUGCGCCUCUGCUGGAACAAACAGGACCCCAACUACCUGGCUACGAUGGCCAUGGACGGCAUGGAGGUGGUCAUACUGGAUGUUCGCGUUCCAUGCACUCCUGUGGCUCGUCUCAACAACCAUCGCGCCUGUGUUAACGGCAUCGCCUGGGCUCCUCACUCCUCAUGUCACAUCUGCACUGCAGCUGAUGACCACCAGGCCCUGAUCUGGGACAUCCAGCAGAUGCCAAGGGCCAUCGAAGACCCCAUCCUGGCCUACACGGCUGAAGGUGAGAUAAACAACGUGCAGUGGGCCUCCACGCAGCCAGACUGGAUCGCCAUCUGCUACAACAACUGCCUGGAGAUCCUGCGCGUGUAAAGCUUCACGGAGGCGGAGCGACGUUUUACAUUUGGACUUUUUUUCCAGUCCUCUCCCCUCUGCUUUCAAGACGAGGGUGUGGUCACGUGUGAACUUUCAGAACGUGUUUGGAGUAUCACAUAUCUACUCCAUACUCAAUAGCCUGGUUUACAUUUCUUUCCUUUCAUGACUUUACUCCGCUGGUCUUCUAUUAAACGUGUUUAAACGCUUAUUUAUUUUGCUCAUACGGUAGUGUUCAGCAGCUAUGAGAAGUGUCUGUCAAUGAAACUCAGAUUUUUAUACUUGGUGUGGUUUGAGAUUUUCAUGAAGGAUUUAGGUGUUGUGCAUUUCAUCUGUUUCAUUUUGUCAAUACAAACUACUGUAGGUGGCAGAAGACAACCUCUCUAAAACGUAGGAGUAUGUUGUAGCCUUCUUGUGGAUGCAUACCAAUAUAUUCUAGUCUUGUUUACCCUUGUGGCAAUUUAAGCUUGUCAGAGGGGUGUGUGCCCACUAUCCUCUCCAGGUGAUUGCAUCCAGGUUGGACUUUUCUGACCUAUGCAACUUUUAAAAACUGUAAAAUAACCUGAGAGGGGUUCAUGUGGCCACCGCAGGUGUGCGUCCAUUUGGCUGGUGAUGCUGUAAGGCAGCCAUGUACAGAAACCCUCAGAACCUACCGGAGCAAUGUCGUCCAGCCUUUUUGCUCCCUAAAUCUUUUCUUUUUAUUUGUAGAAGAUUGUGCUUGGACAGGCUGCGUUUUUCUUUUGUUAGAGUGAAAUGGGAGGAAACAACUUUCUGAGUGUGUCUUUGUCUGCCUCUCUUUUUUGUUGUUUUCAGUAAUUAAAGGGUCACGUCCUUGUAGCAUGCCAUUACAAGGCAACAUGUAUAUACAUAUAAAUAUAUGAACUAAGAUGUUGGUAAGCCAAGUGUUCAUGUUGUAGCUUUUUUCAUAAAGUUUAUUAUUGAAUUUGCUCUAAUAAAUUGUAUUCCUCCAUGUCUUAGAAACUA